UAUACUACCGAUCUCCACCGAAGACACUAAUCAGAACUAUCUGAGACAUUAUCCAAGUCGAGAACAGAAGAGAAAACCACAGCUCCAACAUGAAGUGCUUUAUUGUUCUAUCUGCUCUUAUCGUCGUCAUUGCAGGCCAAAGGUUAAUUCCAGAAUACAGGCAACCAGAAAACAUCCCGAUUCCCUAUUCCUUCAGUUAUGCCGCUGACACCGAAGACGGAGGUCGAAGCGCUCACCAGGAGUCAGGGGAUGGUAACGGAAGGGUUACAGGAUCCUACACUGUCCAAGGAGAUGAAGGAUUCGGUCGCAUUGUGGACUACAUAGCAGACGAGAACGGAUUCCGAGCAACCAUAAGAACCAACGAACCAGGCACCGCUAACCAAAGCCCAGCUGAUGUCGUCCUUGAAUCAACCGCCCCUGAUGCUGCUCCAGCACCGGCUCUCAGGGCAGCUGCCCCAGUAAGCCCAAUAAGACCAGCCGCCCCUGUUGCUGCAGGAAGGGCAGGAGUGCGAUAUGUUUUAGUACCUAUAACUGACCCCAGAGCUUCCGGAUAUUACUAAUGAAAUUAGCCUUCUCGAAGUUCCUUUUCACCCUUUCCCAGUGAUUGUUAGUUGUCUUCAUGGUUUGUUUACACUUUUAGGUAUUUUAUAUUCAUAAGAUGUUUGUUAGUGCUUUAUUUUUUGUCAUGUUUAGAGCGCUCUGAAUAAAAUAUUUUGGUGCUUGA
Messenger RNA from Stegodyphus dumicola, 724 nucleotides. Its product is annotated as cuticle protein 10.9-like. NCBI's taxonomy places the organism in Eukaryota, Metazoa, Arthropoda, Arachnida, Araneae, Eresidae. Gene Ontology annotation, molecular function: structural constituent of chitin-based larval cuticle. Gene Ontology annotation, cellular component: chitin-based extracellular matrix. The record is from RefSeq and is a predicted model, not a curated record.